GGCGAGCUGUAGGCAGGGGAGUCAGAGCUCCAGCGGCUGAGUCUCUUGAAAUCCCUGUUGAAGAGCCUGCAGACAUGGGUCGUCAAGAGGCCGACUGCGUGUGGAAGAAAAACACAGAAAACAUCCAGGAGGUGUUUGACGUCAUGGACGAGCUGGGAUCCGGGGCGUUCUCAGAGGUGUACAUGGUGAAGGAGAAGAAGACCGGAAAGAUGUUCGCCAUGAAGUGCGUGAAGAAGAAACAGAAGCGAGACCUCAACCUGGAGAAUGAGAUCGCCGUGUUGAGAAGAAUCAAACACGAGAACGUUGUGGGGAUGGAGGACUUCUAUGAAAGUCGGACUCAUUACUAUCUUGUCAUGCAGCUUGUUUCAGGCGGGGAGCUCUUUGACCGCAUCCUGGACCGGGGGGUGUACUCAGAGAAGGACGCCAGCAGCGUCAUCCAGCAGGUGCUGCAGGCCGUGAGCUAUCUGCACCAAAACGGCAUAGUGCAUCGUGACCUCAAGCCAGAGAACAUCUUGUACUACAGCCAAGAGGAGAACUCCAAGAUCAUGAUCAGCGACUUUGGCCUCUCCAAGAUGGUAGACAACGAUAUCAUGUCGACAGCUUGUGGCACCCCGGGAUACGUAGCUCCUGAAGUCUUGGCCCAGAAGCCCUACAGCAAGGCAGUGGACUGCUGGUCUAUUGGAGUCAUCACUUACAUCCUACUCUGUGGCUAUCCCCCUUUUUAUGAAGAAAGUGAGACCAGACUCUUCUCCAAGAUCAUGAAGGCGCAGUAUGAGUUUGACUCGCCCUUCUGGGAUGACAUUUCUGAGUCUGCUAAGGAUUUCAUCCGUAACAUGAUGCAGAAGAAUCCCAGCAUGCGCUACACCACUGACCUAGCACUCAGACAUCCCUGGAUUAUCGGAAAGACGGCCCGCAGCCAGGACAUCUACUAUUCUGUCAGCGUUCAGAUUCAAAAGAACUUCGCCAAGACCAAGUGGAAGCAAGCCUUUAACGCUGCUGUAGCCAUCAACCACAUGAAGAAGCUGCAGCUGGCCCACUCAGAGCUGGUCCUGAGGAAGGCCAGCAUCCCGGACAUCAAGGUGAUCGACGUGUCCUCCCCGACGAAAGCCAGCAAACACCUCGAUCCGGACAAACUGGACCCCAAGGCGGCGGAGAUCAACGGGAGAGCGCACGGGACAAAUCACAUGUUCCCGCCCACGGGCCAUGCGGAACUGAAGAGCCAUUACUACCCGCUGAAGGCCACCCAGAGUCAGUGCGGCGGUCACCACCCGCCCACCAUAGCCGAGCAGGGAAAGCACGUCUACCACUCGGAGCCGGCCAACCUCAACGGGUACGGUAAAAACCAUAACGGCAAGACCGUGCAGACCGGAGUCUGCUCAGUCAUGUGAAGGCUGCGUGACGUUUACACGGAAAAAAAAGCAUUUUAAUUGGUCAGUGUUGCUGUGCUGACUCGGCAUGCAGCUGUUUUGUGUCAGCGGGUCCCCCGGAACUGAGAAUGAGAGGAGGUUGAUCCUCUGACGGACCCGAGCGGUCCACACAGUCAGCGGGACGUUUUAUUUUGGAAAGAGUGCCUACGAAGCUUCCCGACAACACACACACACACACUCAGAUGCACAGGGUAGACUUCAGUUAAGCAGGACACUUCGGACAGUAUUCAAGCGAUCGUCUCUCUUAGCGUGGGUGUGGCGGGCUCACCUGCUGCUGGGCUCCACUUCAACGUCCGGCUCGCUGCUGCUGGUGACGCAGUCCUGACCUCUGACGUCAUGAAGGCUUUUUGCUGGUCCCGGUUCUUAAUCAGGGAGAGAUUAAUUCAGCAGAGCACUUAGUGUCCAGGUUCAUGAGGAUCUUUGUUACAUGUUGCUUAUGAAAAUACACACAAUGCAAUAAGAGAAAUUAUGUACUUCAUCAUUUUAGUGCAACAGAAUAUAUGGAACUGCAUGCUUCAAAUAAGCCAUACUUAUAUAAUAUAUAAUCUAUUCUGGUAAAAUUAUUUUUAUUACCUUCUGUGUGUUGAUUUAUUGUUCUGUUUUACUUUUCUAAAGUAUGUGCAUCCUGUUUUUUUUUAAAAAAAGAAAAAAUUAUGAUAAAUCUAUACAGACAAUAAACAGCAAACAGGAUCAUAAAAGAUGUUCAAACUGACGAAUCAUCAACAGAAUUUGCCAACUCGUGGCUCUCACAUGCCGCCAGCCGGCUAGAAUAUAAAAUGUCAUUUAUAUUCGCUGUGAUAGAUGUUUGUCCACUUACAGUAAGAGAUUCACUCUGCACAGUCUGCCUGUGGCUUUGUAUUGAUCCAUUCAAUAGAUGUCGAUCUACUCUGUGUAUUAUGACGCGAUCCCUCGUGAA
Messenger RNA from Chelmon rostratus (copperband butterflyfish), 2343 nucleotides. RefSeq names its product calcium/calmodulin-dependent protein kinase IGb (gene camk1gb). Gene Ontology annotation, biological process: peptidyl-serine phosphorylation. The coding region runs from base 75 to 1388 and encodes 437 amino acids. NCBI's taxonomy places the organism in Eukaryota, Metazoa, Chordata, Actinopteri, Chaetodontiformes, Chaetodontidae. The transcript has 13 exons. The record is from RefSeq and is a predicted model, not a curated record. Gene Ontology annotation, cellular component: intracellular anatomical structure. Gene Ontology annotation, molecular function: ATP binding; calmodulin binding; calcium/calmodulin-dependent protein kinase activity.